AUGGCUUAAGUUAGAUAACUACACAGAAGAGUAGCAAUUUUCGAAGCUGAAGGAGGCUCAGACAAAACUUGGAAUGGUCACAGAAAGGACACAAUUCCAAUUGUCGAAGCCUUCAAAGAAUUAGGAUGGACUGCUGAAGUCAUCUUCUUCAGAGACGAAUGGAAGGAAGCCAUCACUAAGUAUGUCAUUGAAAACUGUGAUGCCUAUAUUCCAAGAAUCAAUACAGGAAAUCUUCCAAAUGGUGAAGCUGUCUUCAAUUAAGCUUUAAGGGAAAUGUGUGCUGCUGGAGUAGUUGGUACACCACACCCAGACACUCUUAUGAAAUAUGACUCCAAAUUGAGUCUUGUAGACCUCAAUAAAACUCCACUUUCCCCAGCUGAUACAGUGGCUUAUUUCAAAUGGGAUGACUUGGUUAAGAAUUUCCCAACUUCUUUAACCAAUGGAGAAAGAGUCCUUAAAUAAAACAGAGGAUCCACCGGCGAAGGAAUCUGGAGAGUUCAAGUUGGUGAAGGAGUCCAAGUUGUCAAGGGAUAAGCUCUACCAUUAGACACCAAGAUCAAAUGCACUGAAGCAGUAGAUAACCACGUUGAACAUCACACUCUUGAAAGUUUCUUUAAAUUGUGUGAAAGAUAUUACAAAGUCGAAGAAAACUUCAUCAUUGAUAUGAGAUUCUUACCAAGAAUCAAGGAAGGUGAAGUUAGAAUCUUCUUAAUGGGAACAAAGCCAUUGUUUGUUAUUCACAAGAAGCCAGCUGAUAAGUAAGAUGCUUUUUCAGCAACACUUUUCUCUGGAGCAACAUACAAAUACGAAUCUCCAGAAGCAUGGCCAGAACUCAUCAAAUUCUUCACAUCAUGUCUUUAACAUUUGACAGAUAACCUAGGUGACGUUGAAACCAUUUUGGAUUGGACUUGUGAUUUUAUUUUAGAUACAGAUGAAAAUGGAAAAGAUAAAUAUUGGAUUAGUGAAGUCAAUGUUUCAUGCAUUGGAUUUACAAAUUAAUUAGAUAUUGGUAUAUAAUAAGAGAUGGCUAGAGAACUUGUCAGAAAGGUCUUAAAGAAAAGAUUUGGAAUCAAUGCCAUCAGAGAUUGAUUAGUAUUAAAUAAAGUUAUUAAUAUCUAAAUUUAAAUCCUUA
Messenger RNA from Paramecium tetraurelia, 1132 nucleotides. RefSeq lists its product as uncharacterized. The record is from RefSeq and is a predicted model, not a curated record. The transcript has a single exon. Lineage: Eukaryota; Ciliophora; Oligohymenophorea; Peniculida; Parameciidae.